AUGAUAAAGGACAAGCCAAGACGCUGGCAUGAAACCCUUUUAGAAGCCUUGUGGGCUUAUAGAAAUUCAAAGCGAACAAGUACAGGAACAACUCCUUAUCGGCUAACAUUUGGCCAUGAUACUGUGUUACCGAUAAAGUUAAAUGUGAAAUCGGCAAGGCUGGCUUUACAACACAAUCUUAUACCUGCCGAUUAUAAUGAAGCUAUGCUUGCCGAGUUGGAAGAUUUAGAUGAAGUCCAAAAACUUACUUUAAACCACCUUAUGGUCCAUAAAGUAAAGGUAAUGAAGGCUUACAACAAAAGGGUGAAGUUUAAGUCAUUUGCAGAAGGUGAUAUGGUUUGGCAAACAAUCCUUCCACCUGGAAAGGUGGAUAGAACUUAUGAAAAGUGGUCACCUACAUGGAAGGGACCAUAUAUAGUUCACCAAGUGUUGCAUGGAGGAACUUACAAGCUAAAGAAUAUAGAUGGUGAAAUUCAUGAGAGACCAAUAAAUGGAAGGUACCUAAAAAAAUAUAAACCAACUAUUUUUGAGCUUAUGGAGGAGAAAAUCUCCAUUAAGUCAAGUUAG
Molecule: messenger RNA, 567 nt
Organism: Cornus florida
Lineage: Eukaryota; Viridiplantae; Streptophyta; Magnoliopsida; Cornales; Cornaceae
Exons: 1
Coding region: 1-567 (188 amino acids)
Molecular function (GO): nucleic acid binding
Source: RefSeq, a predicted model, not a curated record